AUGUCACUCGAUACUCAGAAUCAAACUAUAGUUAAUCUAACAGCUCGCUUGUUAGAUGAGGAGGCCAGCUUGAAUGUAGAAGAAGAGAAUGAGACUGCUUUAUUAGUGGCAAAACAAAGUACAAAGAAGAGAAACAUUCCAUUAAUAAAAACACACAAUGAAUUAAAUGAAAAGUCAAAUGAAAAGUCACAUCGCUUCAUAUGUUACAACUGUGGGAAACGUGGUCAUUAUGCAAGAGAUUGUCAAGCCCCUAAACAAAACCAUAAGCAACAAAGCGAAAGGAAUAUGUUAGCUUUCAAUGUAGCAAAUACAGAUUUGAAAAAUAAUGAUGAAGGUUUACGAUGGAUAUUAGACAGCGGUGCCUCAGCUCACAUGUCUUAUAAACGUGAAAACUUUGUUGAAUUGUAUGAGUAUACAGGAUCUCCACUGAAACUAGGAAACCAAGAAGCUUUAGAAGUGAUUGGCCAAGGAAAUAUUUUGAUAGACAAGUGUGUCAAUGGACAGUGGGAGACAAGUAUCUUGAAGAAUGUUCUUUAUGUACCUAAAUUGAGAAGAAACCUAUUCUCCGAAGGAGUAGUGACAAGACAAGGAUAUAAUAUUGUAAAAAAACAUACUGAUGCUUUGAUUUACAAGGACAAUAAAAUAGUGCUAUGUGCAUCUUUACAAAACAACAAUUUAUAUGAGUUAAAAAAUAAAAACAAU
Brenthis ino (lesser marbled fritillary) is the source of this 702-nucleotide messenger RNA. Lineage: Eukaryota; Metazoa; Arthropoda; Insecta; Lepidoptera; Nymphalidae. The record is from the annotation of a GenBank genome assembly.